This is a messenger RNA of Trichoderma citrinoviride, 2487 nucleotides long. RefSeq lists its product as hypothetical. The record is from RefSeq and is a predicted model, not a curated record. Lineage: Eukaryota; Fungi; Ascomycota; Sordariomycetes; Hypocreales; Hypocreaceae. The coding region runs from base 1 to 2487 and encodes 828 amino acids. The transcript has a single exon.
AUGUACCACAACCCGAACUCGGCCACGAAAGAGCGCUCCUCCAACGAUGGCUACUACUCUUCCUCCGAUGGCGAUUCGGAGGCAUCCUUCUCAGCUCCAUCCUCUGAAGGCUCAAGAAACGUCUCCGAGUCGUAUCCCGCGCGGCCCUUGCUUGUCCCCAAGAGGAAUCAGAGACCGACUCCUCAGCGAUCGGCCAGUUUCUAUCCAUACAGAUUACCGCCAAGAAUCAUUCGCUACGUCGUCUUUGUGGUGGUUGGGCUGAUUAUUCUUAUGAUUAUCAGUCUGGUACGGGCAAGUCAAGUGGAAAACUGGAAGGUCGCCAAUGGCCAGGUGAACAGUCGACCGGCGCCUCCUCCGCUGUGGGAGAAGUUCCCUUUCCUCGAGAGAUACUAUGGCGGCAUACGCACCUUGGUUCCCCUGGAGGAGAACAAGCCCGAGUAUCCCAAGUCCGGCGAGUCCACACCAUCAAGCCCUGCAUCACCUGCUCACGGUGCUUCGGAAAGCAAGGUUGAGGAUCGCGAAAAGGCUUUUCCUGUCAGCCACUCUUGGGACGACUACCAUGGGCGGACCAAUGACUCUGGCAUCAAAGAGUGCUUCCUUGAUGCUGCAGGCAAGAUCCGUCCACCUCCCCUUCGAUACUACAAUGGCCGACCAAGCGGAUUCCCGCUCCACGUCACCGGCUCUUAUGAAGUCCUCAGUCUGCCCGAAGACGUCUGCUUUGAGAGAUACGGCAAGUUUGGCCCAUAUGGGUUUGGGUAUUCCAUCCGCACUGGUGGCCUGGGCACGGGUGAAAACGGCGAGAAAGAAGGCGCAGAAUCUGUUUGGGGCUCUGGCUCUCGAGUGGAUUAUCGCGAGAUUGACUGGGCGGAUGUUCAGCGACGCUGCUUCCAGGCCAACGUUGGUCGAUACAAGGAGUUGCCGGCGAAAACGCCAUCUCCCCAGGGCUUCUACGUCGGGAGCUUGAAGGCGGCAAAAGUCCAAUCGCGAGACUCUCAAUCGAAAGACAACGACAAGACAGCGGCUGCGGCUGAUUCCGCGUCGGGUAAAGAGAUGGCCAAGCAAUCACGAACCGCCGUUGUGAUCAGAUGCUGGGAUGAGUAUGUGUUCCGCGAAGAUGAUUUUGCAAACCUUCGAUCGAUGAUCUCUGAGCUUUCGCUGGCUUCCGGGGGCCGAUACGACGUUCACCUGCUGGUGCAAGUAAAGAAUGAUGCAAAGCAUCCUGUCUGGGCCGACCAUGACAUUUACGAGCAGCGGAUUCGAGACGCGAUUCCGAAAGAGUUCCAGGGGCUGGUCACCCUUUGGACCGAAACGCAAAUGCUCUCGCUGUACCAAGGCAUAUACGACUUGUUCAGCCGUGGCCCAGAGCUCCCGGUGCAUGGAGUUUACCGUGGACUCACCAUGGCCAUGCAGCACUUUGCAUACCUGCACCCCGAAUACGACUACUUUUGGCAGUGGGAAAUGGACAUUCGCUACACCGGACACUACUACGACCUGCUCUCCAAGCUCGAGAACUGGUCCAGGGCUCAGCCGCGAAAGGGGCUGUGGGAACGGAACGCACGAUACUACUUUCCCCAUGUUCACGGCACGUGGGAAGACUUUUCGCAGAUGGCACGAGUGCAGAGCGAAAUGGGUACUCCUGGGGCUGACAAUGUAUGGAAGAACGUGCCCGGCCUCGACGGCCAACCUCCGGAGGCGGCCGCCAAGAAGAAGAUCAAGACCGUCUGGGGUCCUAUCCGCCCUGCCGAUAAUAACGACUGGUUCGAGGCCGAAAAGGACCCCAGACCGCCAUCUUCGUACGAUUCUGACCACUACCAAUGGGGCGUUGGCGAGGAGGCGGACUUGAUCACUCUGAACCCCAUCUUCGACCCUGAGGGCACCACAUGGGGCCUGAAGGACGACAUUACAGGCUACAACCGCUCUCUCCCCUAUCCUCCUCGGCGAGCCAGCAUCAUCACCACGUCUCGGAUGUCAAGGCGCCUUCUCAUGACCAUGCACAGGAUGACGGCGCACAAGAAGCAGUUUGCCUUUCCCGAGAUGUGGCCCGCCACAGUUGCUCUUCAGCACGGAUACAAGGCCGUCUACGCGCCACAUCCGGUAUACGUGGACCGCAGCUGGCCGGUUGACUACAUGGCUCAGACGUUCAAUGGCGGCCGCGACGGGACGACUGGCGGAGCGAGGACGAGUCUCUACGGCGAGCGGGAACACAACCUCAAGGGCCUGACAUGGUUCUACAAUUCCGGGUUCGGUCCCAACCUGUACAGACGCUGGCUGGGUCUGAAGGUGAACAAUGACGGCGGAGAGGAGUUCGAGAAGACGCAGGACAAGAGCCGAGCUGGCUCUGGAGUAUCAGCCAUGGCUGGGGGCGAGGGCCGCAUGUGCCUUCCCCCCAUGCUCCUCCAUCCUGUCAAGGAGGUGGACGUUCCCGUCGAGGUUCCUCCUCCGGAGGAGGAAGAAUUGACAGUUCCCGAAUCGGAUCCUGAUGCAUGA